ACGUUUUCAGGAUUUGGUUUUAUCGAUCUUCUCGCAUUUCUGGAAAUCUUUUUCUUUCUAAGUUCGUGUAGGUCGGGAGCUCUACCGUUGAGUUUGGAGUCAUGUCAGAAGAGUUCGACUUCGCCGAUAAGGGGAACAAGAUCAUUUAUGAAACUGAAGCCAAAGGGUUGAACCCUGGAUUGAUAGUGCUGCUGGUUGUUGUGGGGCUGCUGCUGAUAUUCCUUGUAGGGAACUAUGUACUUUACACAUAUGCUCAGAAAACUCUUCCUCCCAGGAAAAAGAAGCCAGUAUCCAAGAAGAAGAUGAAGAGAGAGAGGCUGAAGCAAGGAGUCUCUGCACCAGGAGAGUAGGACUUCGAGGUCUGAUCUCCUCAGCUCCCCGUGUUGAACUGUUCGCAACUUCCUGUUUCUAUCCAGUGAGUUACAUCAGUUAAACUCUAACAGUUUAGUUAGACAUUAACCGUAAAUUUUGGUAGAUCAGGAAGUAAAUUACUCUUUCUGGCUUGUCAGGUACAGGUUUACUUGUCUUAAAUUCUGUUGCAUUUACUAUUA
This is a messenger RNA of Hibiscus syriacus, 551 nucleotides long. RefSeq names its product DNA-binding protein S1FA-like. The transcript has 2 exons. Gene Ontology annotation, cellular component: nucleus. NCBI's taxonomy places the organism in Eukaryota, Viridiplantae, Streptophyta, Magnoliopsida, Malvales, Malvaceae. Gene Ontology annotation, biological process: regulation of DNA-templated transcription. The coding region runs from base 102 to 350 and encodes 82 amino acids. The record is from RefSeq and is a predicted model, not a curated record. Gene Ontology annotation, molecular function: DNA binding.